This is a messenger RNA of Pistacia vera, 1807 nucleotides long. Its product is annotated as (+)-neomenthol dehydrogenase-like. The coding region runs from base 188 to 1105 and encodes 305 amino acids. The record is from RefSeq and is a predicted model, not a curated record. Gene Ontology annotation, molecular function: oxidoreductase activity, acting on the CH-OH group of donors, NAD or NADP as acceptor. The transcript is spliced from 5 exons. NCBI's taxonomy places the organism in Eukaryota, Viridiplantae, Streptophyta, Magnoliopsida, Sapindales, Anacardiaceae. Gene Ontology annotation, cellular component: membrane.
CCGAAACACCCCUGUCACAAAACUAAUAAUAAUAAUAUUAUGCCAAAUCAGAAAUCUUAUACCAUUAUUCAUUUUUAAUUCGUUUGCCGCAAGGGCAAAAUGCUAUGUUCAUUGAUUCCGUUGCAGCUUAUACAACUUUCAUAAGAAUAAGAUACUGAAACUUUUUUCACAUCGUUUAGAACGCACAAUGGCAGAGGCAUUAUCAAAUUUUCUUGCAACAAAGAGGUAUGCUGUUGUUACCGGAGGAAACAAGGGUAUUGGAUUUGAGAUAUGUAGACAGUUAGCUUCGAAGGGGGUGAUAGUGUUGGUAACCGCCAGAGACGAGAAAAAGGGUCUUGAAGCUGUUGAAAGACUCGGAGACUAUGGUCUCUCUCACCUUGUGCUUUUUCAUCGAUUAGAUGUGACGGACCCAGCUAGUAUUGCUUCUCUGGCGAAUUUCAUUACCACCCAAUUUCCAAAGCUUGAUAUCUUGGUGAACAAUGCGGGGACUGCUGGAGCAGUUAAAGACCCUGAUGCUUUUUCGAGAGCUGUGAAGCUUGCCGGUGGUUGGCCAGCAGAGCACAUAAAUUGGAAUGAAAUUUUAACUCAAACUCUUGAGAUGGCAGAAGAAUGCCUGAGUACAAACUACUAUGGUGUAAAAAGAAUGGCUGAAGCACUUGUUCCCCUUCUCCAAUUAUCUGAUUCACCCCGGAUUGUCAACGUCACCUCUUUGCUAGGAACGUUGAAGAAUGUUCCUGGUGAAUCAGUCAAAGGAGUGCUACUUGAUGUUAAUAGACUUACCGAAGAGAGAUUGGAUGAGUUAUUGAACAAAUUUCUGAAGGAUUUCAAAGAGGGGUGGUUAGACAAAGAAGGUUGGCCAGUGUAUCAAUCAGCAUACAUAGUCUCAAAAGCAGCUAUGAAUGCUUACACAAGGAUUCUGGCAAAGAAGUGCCCGCGUUUCAUGAUAAAUUGUGUUUCCCCAGGCUUUGUCAUGACUGACAUGAAUUGCAAUGUUGGCCUCUUGACUGUUGCUGAAGGAGCUGAAAGUUGUGUGAGGGUGGCCCUACUGCCUCAUGGCGGACCUUCUGCACUUUACUUUUCUCGAAAUCAAGUGACAACCUUUUGAAUUAAUUUACUGAUUCCUUAAAAAACAGUUCAUCUCAGUGAUAAAGAUGGGAGUACUUUUAUUUGGUUUCAUGUAUGCCUGAUAACAUAUAUGGAAAUUCUGUACAUUUUAAGAGCUAGUAUGGCUUCAGCUACCUAGUCUUUCGCCUUCUCUUUCUCUAAAAUUAACAGUUGCCUUCUGUUUCUGGAUGCAGGAGGAGACAGUGGAAUAUAUCACUCAAAACAUGUGGUACCCUAUUUACAGCCCUCUGGUUCACGAGAAAUAAGGCUCUUGUAGUUCUUGCAAAACUAUUUUUCAGCAGGUUGUACACCAAUGUUGUGCAGCCAAUAACAACAAUCUUGGUUUAUUCUUCUGGUUCUUAAUUUUAAGCCUGAAAUGUAUAAGAGCUAAGAAGUAACACGAGAGUAGGGACCCUCUCAAUCUGCUUUUGAUUUUGCCAUGGAUUAAAUUCAUGUAUAAUCCUUUUCUUUGGUAGAGAUGACCCCUUGAGCUAUUGAUUUCUUCAAAUUAAUUAUUCUGCUAAAUGAUAUCGAGAAACAAUAAAAAUACUAGUUUCAUUUUAUGAGAACUUUGGGUGAGAGCAUGUGAAUAAAUUGUGUUGGAACUUGGAGUUGGAAGGUUGAGAUGGAAGCCGUGAAAGCGUCGUAGCGACAAAAUACAGAAGGAAUUGAAGUUAUCAGGUUAAACUGGUUAAAGAUAAAU